UUCCCCUCCCAUUCCUUUAACUCCCGCGCGGUGCUUGUCGGGACGGGAAAGAGGCGGAGAGCGCCUUUCCGGUACGAGCGAGCUGGCGGGAGGGCGCGUGUGAGGCAGCGCGUGGCGGAGGCAAGAUGGCGGACGGGCCAGGCUCUCUUUCUAAGAAACACAAGAAGAAAAAAGAAAGGAAGUCUUUGCCAGAUGAAGAUGUUGCUGAUAUACAACACUCAGAAGAAUUCCUUAUCAAACCUGAAUCCCGAGUGCCUCAGCUGGACACGUCACAAUGGCCUUUGCUUCUCAAGAACUUCGACAAGCUGAAUGUGAGGACGGCACACUACACACCCCUUCCUUCUGGUUGUAAUCCUUUAAAAAGAGAUAUUGCUGAGUAUGUAAGGACGGGCUUCAUCAAUCUGGAUAAACCCUCCAACCCUUCUUCCCAUGAGGUGGUGGCCUGGAUCCGCCGCAUCCUCCGAGUAGAGAAGACAGGACAUAGCGGUACCCUGGACCCCAAAGUGACAGGCUGUCUGAUUGUGUGCAUCGAGCGAGCAACGCGCUUGGUGAAAUCCCAGCAAGGCGCAGGCAAAGAGUAUGUGGGAAUCGUCCGGCUGCACAAUGCAAUUGAGAGUGAGGUUCAGCUUUCAAGGGCAAUAGAAACACUGACAGGGGCCCUCUUCCAGCGGCCCCCCCUCAUCGCUGCAGUGAAGAGGCAGCUGAGAGUCCGAACCAUCUAUGAGAGUAAAUUGAUAGAAUAUGAUCCUGAAAGAAGAUUGGGUAUCUUCUGGGUGAGCUGUGAAGCUGGCACUUACAUUCGAACACUGUGUGUCCACCUGGGCUUAUUGCUGGGUGUUGGAGGACAGAUGCAGGAGCUUCGGCGAGUCCGUUCUGGGGUCCUGGGAGAAAAGGACCAUUUGGUGACCAUGCAUGAUGUGCUGGAUGCUCAGUGGCAGUAUGACAACAACAAAGACGAAACGUACCUCAGGAGGGUGAUCUUCCCCUUGGAGAAGCUGCUGAUAUCCCACAAGCGGCUGGUUAUGAAGGACAGUGCAGUGAACGCUAUUUGCUACGGCGCCAAGAUCAUGCUCCCUGGCCUGUUGCGAUAUGAAGAUGGCAUUGAGGUCAACCAGGAGAUCGUUGUCAUCACCACAAAAGGAGAGGCCAUCUGCACAGCCGUUGCCCUCAUGACUACCGCGGUGAUCUCCACUUGUGACCACGGUCUUGUGGCGAAGAUCAAACGUGUGAUCAUGGAAAGGGACACCUAUCCUCGGAAGUGGGGGCUUGGCCCAAAGGCAUCUCAGAAAAAGAUGAUGAUCAAGCAAGGCCUGCUGGACACACACGGCAAGCCGAACGACAAAACUCCACAAUCCUGGAAGAAGGACUAUGUCGACUACAGUAGGGAUGCCGCAAAGGAGGAAGUAAAACAAGACGUCCAAGCACAGCCAGAGAGGGCACCAAAGAGAAAGAGGGAGACGGAGAGUGACGGGGAACCUAGAGAGGAAGCCUCUUCUCCCCCAGCAUCUCCAGAGCCACAGGGAGAGAUCAAGAAGAAGAAGAAGAAAAAGAAAGAGAAGAAGAUGGUGGAAUCUGCCGAGAGUAGCAGUGAAGUGACUGAAAUGGUCAGCGACACAAGUGCAAAGAAGAAGAAGAAGAAAAAGAAAAAGAAACAAGAAGAAAUGGAGGAGAGUUCAGAGUAACCAGCUACAGCAGGCAGUCUGGAUCAUGCUGGGAAGGAGGAGUCCGAAAAGGAAGCUGCAGACUGGAUCAGCUUGCAGAGACUUGGCUGCCCAAACGUAUCAUGUACUUGGCAAAUCGCCUCCGUCCUGUUGUAAGGAUAGUUGGAGGAACUGGGCAGCAAAGCUACCCGGUGGACUGCGUUGUUUCCUGAGGAGGAAUGGCUAUGAGCUUGGGAGGCUCCUGUACGUGGGGAGGUGGAACAAAAGGAAACUCAACAGCACCUGUAGAGUGUCCCUGCUCUCUCCUCCCCUCCCUGCAUUUUCUUCUCUAAUACCUGCUGAAUGGCCUCGGUGGCUUCGCCUGUUAGUGGGGGCAAAGAGGAAGGAGGGGCUGUUGGAUGUACAAAUGAUCAGAGCUCCCAUUAUUUUUGAUGCUUUCCCGUUGAUCUCCUUUUGCUUGCCUUGACUCUCUAAUGAACAGAGUCCAAACAUUUCCCUCAGGGUACCUCCCUCCCCUUUGAUUGUUUUUAAAGCAAAUGACUCCUUUUGUUAGAAAGAACAUAAGCUUUGGUCAUGCUAUAGCUGUGGUCUUGUUUCCCUUAUCUAUUGUUUGCAAACUCCCCUUUUCUUUGGACCCAGGUAUCUUUUAUCAUUUUUAUUUGUCUGGUAUCCUCCUGUUCUUAUUGGGGCCAGCUGGAAAGGGAAUCUGAAGCUAUGAUGGAAAAAGUUUGCUCAUCAGCCAGUUCCGAUUCUAGAACAGAAGCAGGAAAAUACUUGAGGUCUCUUGCUGGCUAAAAGGGGUGGGGGGUGGGAUGCAAACUGCUUCCCCUUUGCCUGUCUUCUGAGCACUGCUGUCCCUGUCUGGGGCUAGGGUAAUUGGGCUCCUCUGCUUUCCUCCCUCCAUUGCUAGACAGAGUACCAAAGUUUGGUUUUAAAAGGAGGCACUGUUUUUUUAUAUUAAAAAUACAAACUUCUA
This is a messenger RNA of Heteronotia binoei (common prickly gecko), 2637 nucleotides long. RefSeq names its product dyskerin pseudouridine synthase 1 (gene DKC1). Gene Ontology annotation, molecular function: pseudouridine synthase activity; RNA binding. The transcript has 15 exons. NCBI's taxonomy places the organism in Eukaryota, Metazoa, Chordata, Lepidosauria, Squamata, Gekkonidae. Gene Ontology annotation, cellular component: box H/ACA snoRNP complex. Bases 126 to 1682 code for a protein of 518 amino acids. The record is from RefSeq and is a predicted model, not a curated record. Gene Ontology annotation, biological process: box H/ACA sno(s)RNA 3'-end processing; snRNA pseudouridine synthesis; mRNA pseudouridine synthesis.